AUGAUGUCGUCUGCCCUUUCCGCACAAUUCUCCACCCAGCCUACUCCCGACGAUAGCUUUGACGACGGUAGCGUGCCUAAGUUCACCGACCGCGAGGGCACCAUCGAGACCGAUGAUCGGCACAGCUCCGACGACACCUUUCAGUCGGACGUGAUUGAUCUGCUCUCGGACACCGAGACAUCCAUCGACGAUGACGACGAUGACGACGAAUUCACGAUCACAGAGGUCAAGCCCACCUUGCUCGCCUUGACCACCCUGCGGCCUCUCGGCAUCGACAUCAAGCCCAACCUGAAACUGCUACAAACUUCACAGUACGACGAGCAGAAACGGGAACUCGCUCAGCCCCCUCGCACCAACAUCCGCAAAGGCAGAACCCUGGUCCGCAUGACCGAAGCGCAGGAAACCGAGAUCGUCACUCUCUACGAUGCCGGUUGGAGCCAGAGUCGAAUUGCGGCGCGUCUGGGACGCCCUCCGCAGACGAUCCAGAGCUUCCUUCGUCGUCGCAGGCUCCGCCUCAGCGCUUUCGUAUCGACGCUCCAUGGUUCGGCUUCGGGCCAGCACGCCGGACAGGGUCGCUGGCCUCUGCACCAGCACCGGCAACAGCGACAGGGGAACGCUCCUCCUCAACACACUACGCCACUUACCAUGAUGGACGCGCCACAGUCUAUGUUGAAGGACGAUCCGGGUUACGAUGAUGUCAAGCCCAACAACCGCUCUCAAAAAGAAGAGCCAUUCUAG
Sporisorium graminicola is the source of this 738-nucleotide messenger RNA. RefSeq lists its product as uncharacterized. NCBI's taxonomy places the organism in Eukaryota, Fungi, Basidiomycota, Ustilaginomycetes, Ustilaginales, Ustilaginaceae. The coding region runs from base 1 to 738 and encodes 245 amino acids. The record is from RefSeq and is a predicted model, not a curated record. The transcript has a single exon.